CGGGAGGCAUGCAGAUCUUUGUCAAGACCCUCACUGGCAAGACCAUCACCCUGGAGGUUGAGUCCUCAGACACCAUUGACAAUGUGAAGGCCAAGAUCCAGGACAAGGAGGGCAUCCCCCCGGACCAGCAGCGCCUGAUCUUUGCUGGCAAGCAGCUGGAGGAUGGUCGCACCCUCGCCGACUACAACAUCCAGAAGGAGUCCACCCUCCACCUGGUGCUCCGCCUCCGCGGUGGCGCCAAGAAGCGCAAGAAGAAGACGUACACCAAGCCCAAGAAGCAAAAGCACAAGCACAAGAAGGUGAAGCUCGCCGUCCUCCAGUUCUACAAGGUCGACGACGCCACCGGCAAGGUAACCAGGCUCAGGAAGGAGUGCCCCAACGCCGAUUGCGGCGCCGGGACCUUCAUGGCCAACCACUUCGACCGCCACUACUGCGGCAAGUGCGGCCUCACCUAUGUCUACAACCAGAAGGCUAUUUACACGUUUCUAGGUGUCAAUGUAAUUUACACUUUUGGGGGGGCAAGUGAACGGAAUAUACAUGUUUAUAUUGACAGUGGAUCGAACCCUCCUGACGAGUCAUGGGCCACAAACAUAAUCAAUCCGAUACAGCCCAGCCCAAAAUACCAUCGACGAAAGCCAGCCGUCCGAUCUGGAACCCCUAGAUCCGACAGCUCAUAUUCUCCUGCCGAUUGUACUUAUAGAAAGCCUGACUCUCCCUUCACCCUAGCCCGCAUACCGCCGCCCAACCCCCACCCCAGCGCAGCAGCAGCCGCCGCCACCGUCGCCGCCGCAGCGCGCGGAGGCGACCACCCCACCGCCGCCAAGAUGCAGAUCUUCGUGAAGACCCUGACGGGUAAGACCAUCACGCUGGAGGUGGAGUCGUCGGACACCAUCGACAACGUCAAGGCCAAGAUCCAGGACAAGGAGGGGAUCCCGCCGGACCAGCAGCGCCUCAUCUUCGCCGGCAAGCAGCUCGAGGACGGCCGCACCCUCGCCGACUACAACAUCCAGAAGGAGUCCACCCUCCACCUGGUGCUCCGCCUCCGCGGUGGCGCCAAGAAGCGCAAGAAGAAGACGUACACCAAGCCCAAGAAGCAAAAGCACAAGCACAAGAAGGUGAAGCUCGCCGUCCUCCAGUUCUACAAGGUCGACGACGCCACCGGCAAGGUAACCAGGCUCAGGAAGGAGUGCCCCAACGCCGAUUGCGGCGCCGGGACCUUCAUGGCCAACCACUUCGACCGCCACUACUGCGGCAAGUGCGGCCUCACCUACGUCUACAACCAGAAGGCUUAGAGGUGGCUUGCGAUUGCUCUUCAAAUUGAACUCAUUUAUAUGUGUCCCGUUUGUCUUUGAAAACUGAAACCUUGGAGUAUUAUGUUAUCUUUCCUGGAUAUUACUGAUAUGCGAUGUGGGCUUAAAUUUUGGUCA
Molecule: messenger RNA, 1427 nt
Organism: Triticum urartu
Lineage: Eukaryota; Viridiplantae; Streptophyta; Magnoliopsida; Poales; Poaceae
Source: RefSeq, a predicted model, not a curated record